Messenger RNA from Eucalyptus grandis, 375 nucleotides. RefSeq lists its product as uncharacterized. The coding region runs from base 16 to 354 and encodes 112 amino acids. NCBI's taxonomy places the organism in Eukaryota, Viridiplantae, Streptophyta, Magnoliopsida, Myrtales, Myrtaceae. Gene Ontology annotation, cellular component: chloroplast. The record is from RefSeq and is a predicted model, not a curated record. The transcript is spliced from 4 exons.
AUCAAUCUUUCUCGAAUGGCCUCACCGUCCGACGCCUCCAACCAGGAGGCUGUUGUGACGAAGCAAAACAAAGGAGCCCCGAUUAAGUUCUUGGUCCCUCUUAUAUACGCCCCUGUUCUUCCUCUCAUUCGGCUCUCGUUGAGGAGGAACCCGGUGGUGAGGGAUCGUUUGUUUACCCUCGUCUUGGCUGGGGCUUUCGCUCAUGGGUUUUACUUGGUGAGGUUACUAGAUGCAUGUCUUGUAGUGAUUCUGAGUGAGCAGAUUCGACCUCAUGAUUUUAGUGAACUGAGGAUUUGCUUGAUAAGUCACAAAACCUUCGAUAUUAAUGGCCUCGUCCCUCUGUUGAUCCCUUGACCAACUCCGGUAUUCAUGCUC